CCUUAACAACUAAAAGCCUUAAAGUUGAAUACUGUUGUUAGAAAUCAAAUCGGGAGCUGAAUUUUGUCAUACAUACCGAUGGCAAGAUCUAAUUAUCAAUAAAAAGUCGGUCGAUCAAGUUAGCUCCAUAUGUCAUAGAAUGUCAGAAAUCCAAAACGUUUCAAGACGCGAGACGUCUAUAGAGAUGACCCCUUUUCCUCCUUCGCCAUCUCCUCGCAAUCGACCAUGUGAUUCAACAUCAUCAAGACCUUCAGUUCGUCAAUCGAAUGUCAAAUUUGAUCAGUUUGAAGAAGUAGCCUUCUGUUGUCUAAAGCGAGAAAGUUUACCAAGAAGAUGGUUCAUUAAACUUGUCAGUUCUCCAUGGUUCGAGCGUACGAGCAUUUUAGUGAUUUUAUUAAACUGUGUAACGUUAGCCAUGUACAAUCCAUUUGACAAGACCUGCGCUACAAAGAAAUGUCAAAUUCUUGAGAUCCUAGAGACUGCUAUCUACGCCUUUUUUGUGGUGGAGAUGUUGAUAAAAUGGAUGGCUAUGGGAGUAUUUGGUGAUUUAGGAUACUUCAAAGACUCUUGGAAUAAACUGGAUUGUUUCAUUGUUCUUGCAGGAACAUUUGAACUUGCCUACGGCGAAGGAAGAUAUUUGAGUGCUGUUAGAUCAGUUCGUGUGUUGAGACCAUUAAGAGCAAUAAAUCGAGUUCCAAGCAUUCGCAUUUUAGUUAUGCUUUUGCUGGACACGUUGCCAAUGCUAGGCAGUGUUCUGGCAAUUUGCUUUUUGAUUUUUGCAAUAUUUGGGAUCAUUGCUGUUCAACUUUGGCAAGGUCUUUUACGUGCUCGCUGCUUUCCACAGGACCUUAACAGUAGCAUCAUUAAACAGUAUAAUUUGACAGAGUUUUACCGUCCAUCAUUCAAUGAAUAUUAUGUCUGUUCAUUGUCAGAAAAUAACGGCUUAUCUAAAUGCAGUCCUCAUAACUUUAAUCCGUACAAGGUCAACAAUAAAGUGUGUAACCAAAGUUUCCUCACGACGGAGAACACGUCAUCAUCACAUUGCGUGGACUGGUACCAAUAUUAUACGUUGUGUCGGCAAAGUGGAGAAAAUCUUCACUGGGGUUCAGUAUCUUUUGAUAACAUUGGUAUAGCAACAGUUGUAAUAUUUCAAAUCAUCACACUCGCUGGAUGGUCAGACAUUAUGUAUAAAAUACAAGAUGUACAUUCCUUUUGGAAUUGGAUUUAUUUCGUCUUUCUUGUUUUUCUUGGUUCUUACUUCAUGACAAAUCUCUUUUUUGUUGUGAUAACGUCACAAUUCCAACAAACAAAACAACGCGAGAAGGAGCUAAUGAAAAAAUCGCGCCUGCGAUGUCGGGCCAGCGUCAGCACGGUAUCCUCAAGUUUGACGCAGCAAGGAUGUUAUACACAGUUGUUGCAAUAUCUUGAGCAUCUUUGCCGUCGUUUUAAAAAGUACAUUUGUUCCAAGAUCAAAAUGGACAAAGAUCAAAGUUUGACGCAGCAAGGAUGUUAUACACAGUUGUUGUGUUAUUAUAAACAUUCUUGCGACGACGAUGAUGUGGAUAGCCCAAAUACAAAGAAAAAAUGUUGGGUCAAGAUACGUGAUAAUCUCAAAGCAUUUGUUGAAAGUCAACAUUUUACGAGGUUCAUCAUGGUGUCCAUAUUUCUGAACACGAUUUGUAUGGCCAUAGAGCAUCAUGGGCAGCCGAAGAAAGUGACCGACAUUUUGGAAACUGUCAACGUCUUAUUUACCUCAAUUUUUGCGAUAGAAAUGCUGAUAAAAAUUGCGGCAUUUGGACCUUACGGUUAUAUUAAAGAUGCAUAUAAUCUGUUUGAUGGUGUGAUUGUCAUUGUAAGUUUUAUAGAUAUUUUCGCUGACAGCGAUACGAGUGGUUUGUCUGUUAUGAGAUCAUUUCGACUAUUGAGAAUAUUCAAACUUGUUCGUUUCAUGCCAGAGUUGAUACGUCAGUUGGACGUUAUGAAACUAGCUUUAGAUAAUGUCAUGUCUUUUCUGGCGUUACUUACUUUGUUCGUAUUUACAUCAAGCAUUUUGGGGAUGCAUCUUUUUGGAGGGAAAUUCCAGUUUGCAAACGAAGAUGGUCAGCUGGUCACAUCGCGGGCUAAUUUUGACAGUUUAUUUUGGGCGCUUGUCACAGUGUUUCAGAUUCUGACUGAAACUGACUGGGAUGUCGUUCUUUUUGAUGGAAUUCGUUCUCUCUCAUCAUGGUCUUCUCUUUAUUUUAUAUUUAUUAUGGUCAUUGGAGAUUUUAUUUUAUUUAAUCUCCUCAUCUCUAUCAUUGUCGAAGGUUUUAUAGACCAAGCUGUUGCUGAAGAAAAUGAAAACGAAACCGCUGACAAUCAUGCCACGUCAUGUUUAAAGCGUAGUCAAGAAUGGUCACUUUUUGUCUUUUCACCAGAAAAUAAAUUUCGUCGACUUUUAGAAAUUCAUAAGUAUGAAUGGUUUGAUCGCGUGGUAUUGCUGCUUAUCUUGAUAAAUUGUAUUGUUAUGGCAAUGGAAGAACCUGGAUUGGACAAGAACAGUGAGAUGGGACAGUUUAUUCAAAUAAUGCAGUAUAUUUUCACAGCAGUAUUUACGAUUGAGAUGUCUAUCAAGGUGAUAUCUAUGGGUCUUAUCAUUGGUCCUGAUACAUAUCUAAAAUCUGGUUGGAACAUCGUCGAUGGAAUCUUUGUACUUAUUUCACUGGUUGAUCUUAUCGUUUCCUUGACAACAGAGGGCAGCGGUGGAAUCUUUAGAAUUCUAAGAGUACUUCGAGCGAUUCGUACUUUAAGACCUCUACGAGUUAUAAACCGUUAUCCUGACUUAAAAUUGGUUGUUGAAACAUUGAUCAGUUCACUAAAGCCGAUCGGAAACUUUUUUCUUAUAGCUGCUACGUUUUUUGUUAUAUUUGGAAUCUUGGGUGUACAGUUGUUUAAAGGCAAAUUUUAUUCCUGUCACGAUGCUAAAUCAUCAUUAAAAAUAAAUAACAAAGAUCAAUGUAUUUCAAACGAUGGAAACUGGAUGAACAACGUGUACAAUUUUGACAAUUUGGCUAGCGCUUUAUUAACACUUUUUGUGUUUUCAACAUGUGAUGGCUGGACGGCCAUAUUGUACUCAGGCAUUGAUGCAGUUGAUGUUGACAAACAACCAAAACGUGAUUACGCCAAGUGGAAUGUUUUGUAUUUUAUUGCAUUUCUUCUGAUUGGUCGCUUCAUUGUAAUGAACAUGUUGGUUGGUAUUGUGAUCGAAAACUUUCACAAAUGUCACGAUGAACAGGAACAAAAUUCAUCCUCUAGAGAGACAGUGAAUACACGAUUAAGAUCACCAAGAAAUUCAAUUUCAGAAAUCGCUGAUCCUAGCAUUCCUGAAUGGCGCAAGAAAUUGCUUCGAUUUGUUACUCAUGCGUAUUUUGAUCUAGCCAUUGCUAUUGUUAUUGGUAUCAAUGUUGUUUGUAUGGCUAUGGAGCAUUACAACCAACCCAAAAUGUUGACCUUGUGUUUACAAUACGCAAACUAUAUAUUCACUUUCUUGUUCGUGUUGGAAGCAGUUCUUAAAUUAAUCGCUUUUGGAAUAAGAAAUUAUUUUAAAGACAGUUGGAAUUGUUUUGAUAUGUUCAUUGUAAUCUUGUCAAUUGGUGGGAUUAUAUUAGAUGAGUUAGCAACAUCUGAUCUACGGAUCAAUCCAACUAUCAUACGUGUUAUAAGAGUUCUUAGGAUAACUAGAGUGUUGAAGCUUUUGAAAAGAGCAGAAGGAAUCCGUUCUUUGUUGAAAGCCAUCGGUAAAGCAUUACCACAGGUCACCAACUUAGGAAUUCUUUAUGUUCUUGUUUUUUUCAUUUUUGGAGCUUUAGGAAUGGAGUUGUUCGGUCGUAUAUCUUGUAAAAAAAACGAAUGUAAUGGUUUAGAUGACACACAUGCACACUUUCAAAAUUUUGGCUACUCUGUUUUAACCUUGUUUCGUGUAUCUACAGGAGACAACUGGAUUGGAAUAUUACAGGACACAAUGAGCUCAAAAAUAUGCAAUUCUGGUGAAAGAGAGGGAUGUGUUAUCAUCAAUAAUAUUGCUCCUGUCUUUUUCUUUUCAUUUGUUCUUAUAACACAAUUUAUCCUCCUCAAUAUUGUCGUCGCCGUUUUGAUGAAACAUUUGGAGGAAAAUACAUUAUGUGACGAGGAUGAAUCUAAUGAAGGGAUGCAGUCGAACUCGCAUAUUGAAUCUUCCAAUCAAGAAGCUUGUGUGUCGAAUAAUCCUUCUUUGCAAUGUGAAGAUUUGACUUCUGUUAAUGAAAUUUCUCGCGCUCCUGUGAGCCCUUCGCAAACAUCGAUUUCCAACGAAAGAAUGAACACAAACCGCUCUGAAUUGUUUGUAAAGGGUUCAAAUAAAGAAAAUGAAGAUAGUUAUGAUAUGUCAAAAGACGAAGAAGAACUCAAUGUUUUACUUAACUCUGACAGAAAAACUCAAAAAAAUUUAACAAACCAAGAGCUUACUAAGACGCAUAGGAUGAACAAUCACCAAAUGGAAGCAACUGAAAAGGACAGCGUAGUUCAUUUAUCAAUUGAUGGUAAAUCAUUUGAGAGCGAUGUGUGAAAUUGCAAAUAAGACAAUACCAUGUCUUACUAGGAACAGAAGACAAAUGGCAAUGGGAGCACUGGGGCUCACUAGGCCUGAUUACUGAAAUCGACAUGGUUGAAAGAAAUUUACAAAGCCUUAAAAAAUUGUGAAAAAUAUUCGAAUUUAUGUAACUCUUUAUGUGGGUCAUCUCACUUAGCAUUUUUUCUCAUGCUCCCCCCCGCUUGUCGACUGUUGAGUGUCACGCGCGUGUUUUCACACGAAUCACACGAUUGAUAAACUUUUGCGCGAGUUUUUAAAAUGGCGUAGUACACGUUGUGUAGUGUUUUGUAUUUUGUUUUGUAAUAGAAGGAUUUGUCAAUUAUCUUUUUUUGAAUAAAAAUCACAGCAAUUUAUAUACUGUAA
Molecule: messenger RNA, 4969 nt
Organism: Xenia sp. Carnegie-2017
Lineage: Eukaryota; Metazoa; Cnidaria; Anthozoa; Malacalcyonacea; Xeniidae
Product: voltage-dependent T-type calcium channel subunit alpha-1I-like
Exons: 24
Coding region: 140-4582 (1480 amino acids)
Biological process (GO): neuronal action potential; sodium ion transmembrane transport; membrane depolarization during action potential
Cellular component (GO): voltage-gated sodium channel complex; neuron projection; plasma membrane
Molecular function (GO): voltage-gated sodium channel activity; low voltage-gated calcium channel activity
Source: RefSeq, a predicted model, not a curated record